This is a messenger RNA of Phoenix dactylifera (date palm), 772 nucleotides long. It is a transcript of the gene HIT3, whose product is annotated as HIS triad family protein 3. NCBI's taxonomy places the organism in Eukaryota, Viridiplantae, Streptophyta, Magnoliopsida, Arecales, Arecaceae. The record is from RefSeq and is a predicted model, not a curated record. Gene Ontology annotation, molecular function: catalytic activity.
GGGCAUGAACCAGGGCAGCGGGAAUAACGAGAGCAGGACGAGAUUUGGGGUUUUGAGCUCUCACUUCCGCCCCUCGCCCUUUCCCCCUCCUCCUCCUCGUUCUCGCAUGGCCUCCUCGGAGAAGGACGCCGCUCUUGCCGCCGUUCCCUCCGAUGCUCCCACCAUCUUUGACAAAAUUAUAAAGAAGGAAAUUCCUUCCACAGUGGUUUUUGAGGAUGACAAGGUUCUUGCAUUUAGAGAUAUAUCUCCCCAAGCUCCCACGCAUAUCAUAAUCAUCCCCAAAGUUAAAGAUGGAUUGUCUCAACUUUCAAAGGCAGAAGAGAGGCAUAUUGAGAUACUUGGUUACCUUCUCUACGUAGCCAAACUUGUUGCAAAGCAGGAAGGGCUUGAUGAUGGCUUUAGAAUUGUCAUCAACGACGGGCCCAAAGGAUGCCAAUCUGUCUACCAUAUUCAUGUUCAUCUUCUCGGGGGCCGACAGAUGAACUGGCCUCCUGGCUGAUCAGUGAUUCUCAGUUCUCAUAGUUUUCUAAUAAAGUGAAUCGAUAAGUGCAGUAGUGUGGAACUGCUAGUGCCUGGGUUGUUUCUUUUUAUGAUCUUGAGAUCCUGCACUGAUGUUUGCUUGAAACUGUCUCUGCUUUUGAGGCCAAAACAUUUAUGUAUCUCAGGAUAAUGCAGACUAAAGACUUGGAAUCGAAAUCAGAUGAGGAUGCACUUGUAGUUGGUAUUGUCUGCACCGACAUUGCUGAAGUGCUUUAAUUAUAAUGUUCUUACU